AUGUCCGACACGACCGUCUUCAUUAACGGCCGCAUCUACGCGACCCCGCGCGAGCAACAAGCGGAGGCGCAAGCCGCGCCCGUCUUCGCCGAGUGCAUGGUCGUCGCCGACGGCCUGAUCCGCCACGUCGGCGCCCGAGCGGACCAACCCGUCCAGGCGGCCCUCGCCGCCGGCCCCGCCACCACCACACAGGACCUCGCCGGCCGCUACAUCCUGCCCGGCUUCGUCGACGGCCACCUGCACCUACUCAUGGUCGGGCAGGCGCUCCAAAAAAUCAGCCUGGACCACUGCAAGACGCUCGCCGACGUGCGCGCCGCCAUCGCCGCCGGCGCGGCCGCCGACGCCACCUCCCCGCGGCUGUUCGCGCGCGGCUGGACGCACAGCAUGACGCCCGACGGCGUCGACUGCGCGGCGCUCGACGACCUCGACCCGCGGCCCAUCUUCGUCGACACCAAGGACCUGCACAGCACCUGGUGCAACAGCGCCGCGCUGGCGGAGAUUUGCGCCCGCACGGGGCUGUCGGACGCGUCGCCGGACCCCGCGGGCGGCACGCUCCAGCGCGACGCGCAGGGGAGGCUCAACGGGGUGUUCAACGAGGGCGCCGUCUUCCAGGUGAUUUGGCCGUUUGUGGCGAGUGUCGCGUCGAUGGAGGAGAAGAAGGCGUCGAUCCGCGCGGCGAUUGCGCACUUCAGCGCGGCCGGAUAUACCGGCAUGGUGGACAUGGCCAUGGACGACAACAUCUGGGACCCGCUGAUCUCCCUGCGUGAGGAGGGGGGGUUGGGCGCGAUGCGCAUCGCCGCGUACUGGCUGAUGAAGCCCAACGACUCGCUCGACGAGGUGCUGGCGCAGGUCGACCGCGCGGCGGAGAUGGCGGGCCGGCACAACGCGACGACCACGCCGGACUGCCGCGUGGUCGGCAUCAAGGUCAUCUGCGACGGCAUCGUCGACGCGUGCACCGCCUCGCUCACCGAGCCCUACGCCAACGGCGCGGACCCGGACGCGCUGUGGCCCGCGGACGUCCUUCACAAGGUCGUCGCCAAGGCGCACCGGCUCGGGCUGCAGGUCGCGCUGCACGCCAUCGGCGACCGCACCGUGACAAUGGUCAUCGACGUGCUCGAGGCCAACACGGACGCCUCGCGCCGUCCGCGCGUGGAGCACCUGGAGCUGGCCUCGCCCGCGGACGCGGCGCGCCUCGGCAAGCUGGGCAUCACCGCGUCGGUGCAACCGGUGCACGCGGACCCGGCGAUCCUGCGCGCGUGGCCCGCGCUGCUCGGCGCGGACCGGUGCCGCCGCGCGUUCGCCUACCGCGAGUUCGUCGAUGGCGGCGCGGUGCUGGCGCUCGGCUCGGACGCGCCGACGGCGCCGCACGUGCCGCUGCCGAACCUGUACGUGGCGACGACGCGGAGGUCGUACCGCGAGCGGGAGCUGCAGACGGUGGUGAACCCGGAGUUUGCGCUGACGGUGGCGCAGGCGAUCUCGGGGGCGACGCACGGGUCGGCGUACUCGUGCUUCGCGGACGGCGAGACGGGAAGCCUGGAGGUCGGGAAGAAGGCGGACUUUGUGGUGGUGGACAUGGAGCCCACGCCGGAGAAGCUGAUUGACGCCGUGGUGCAGGAGACGUGGUUUGAGGGGCGGAUGGUGUUUAAGAAGGGGUAG
Messenger RNA from Cordyceps fumosorosea ARSEF 2679, 1656 nucleotides. Its product is annotated as amidohydrolase family protein. The record is from RefSeq and is a predicted model, not a curated record. Bases 1 to 1656 code for a protein of 551 amino acids. The transcript has a single exon. NCBI's taxonomy places the organism in Eukaryota, Fungi, Ascomycota, Sordariomycetes, Hypocreales, Cordycipitaceae. Gene Ontology annotation, molecular function: hydrolase activity, acting on carbon-nitrogen (but not peptide) bonds.